GCUUUAUUUGGCAGGAGUUUGGCACGCGCCUCUCCCAGUGUGCACGUCUGUCUCCACAUUGGGAGCCUCGCGCCUGUGCGUAUGCUCAGGUGAACAGAUGGAGGGGGGUGGGGAUGUUGCUAUAUGACGUCAACGGAGACCCAACGCAAGGUGCAACCACGGCAAAACAAAAGUUGACGGAUGACUGUACAUCCUCUGUCAUUUUUUUAUUUUAUUUAUUUUCAUUUUCGACGCGUCGUGUUCAUCUUCCCAACGCGCGCUGUCCUCACGAGCGUCUUCCGUUUAUUUGUGCAUCCUCGUGAGAUCCUUGGCUCCGGUUGGCUCUCCUGCGCUGUUGGUCACGCGCGCACACGUGCGCAUACGCACGCUCGCAGCUGAGCAUCACAAGAGAGGCAGAGGCGACGAAAACGCUUUGGACUGGGGAGGGCGACGGGCUUUGACUUUGGAUGCUUAGUCACAUUUUGCUUUGACCGGAGAGGAAGCGAGGGAUGGAGCAGGUGGAGGAGAGACACUGAGCAAAGGGGGUCAAGCGGGAGAAGAAUACGGGAAGAAAGAGAGAGGAAAAAAAGAAGAAAAAUAGGGGGUACUACCGACAUCCGGAGUAGAUGAUGCUCUUUUGCCGCAGGCCCCGCCAUCGUGAAAUUGGAUACCGACUUGCGGCGGAUGGGGUGACCGAGCUUACUGCUCCGCCGGGGAGGUCCCUGCCUUCGGACGCUACCGGGGUGGGAGCUGCCUGUGCCCGGUUCUAAGGAAGGAAGGAGUGGCAAGCGGGAAAAUGCAGACGGAGGAGGAGACGGCCGCCGCAGAAGAGCCCAUUUUGGAGGAAGGGUCAGGACGAGAGCAGCAAAGGCCAGUCCAGCAGUCUCUGGCCUCCUCCCUGUGUCGGGAGUCCCAUUGGAAGUGCCUUCUCCUGACCCUCCUCAUGUACGGCUGCUUUGCCACGCUGGCCUGGUGCGCUCUCUGUCGUGUACCCGUUCUCGGCUCCUCCAUAACUCUCGGUGCUGACGAAGACGCCACCUCUGCUGCCUACUACAAUGAGAUCGGGUACUUGGAGAGUCCGUGCUCUAGCGGCUACGUCUACAUCCCCCUGGCCUUCCUGGCACUGCUGUAUGUGGUUUACUUGGUGGAGUGUUGGCACUGCUUCUCAAAGACGGCAAUGUUGGCUCAUGCUGAAUUCCAGGAAGUGUAUGAGCGUGUUCAAAGACUCCAGCAGGCCACACCCUGCAUUUGGUGGAAGGCCAUCAGCUAUCACUAUGUGAGGAGGACCAGACAGGUGACAAGAUACCGCAACGGAGACGCGUAUACGACCACCCAGGUCUACCAUGAACGGGUGAACACUCACGCUUCCAGUUCAGAGUUCGACUACGCCCGCUAUGGUGUCAAAGACGUAUCAAAGGAACUGCUGGACCUGCAACUGCACCCCGCCGUUCGCCUCCGUUUCACCAAGUGUUUCAGCUUUUCCAGUGCACGUGCUGAAGCUGCCUACCUCACCCAGCGAGCGCGAUUCUUCGGGGAGAAUGAGGGGCUUGACGACUACAUGGAGGCCAGGGAAGGGAUGCACUUGAAGAACGUGGAUUUCCGUGAACACAUCCUGGCGUUCCCAGAUCCCGCGCACCAGCCGUGGUUUUCUAGGCACAGGGUGUUCUGGCUGGCUUCUGCUUUCCUCCUGUCAUGGCCGCUGCGUGUCGUGUCAGAAUAUCGCACAGCGUAUGUCCACUACCACGUGGAAAAGCUGUUUGGGGAGGACGAGGAUGGUGGCGGAGGAGGUGGCGGAGGAGGGCCAGGUGGAAGAGGGGAUGGGGUUGAAGGAGGGACUGAGAAUGGAAUCCACCCAGGAGGAAUUGCGGUUGGAAUUGGUCUAAAUGGGACGAGUUACAGAGCCAUCUCUCGGGUCAACACGGUGGACAUGACAGAAUUGGAGUGGCACAUCCGCUGUAACCAACAGAUGGUGCCAAGCUACUCUGAAGCUCUCCUUAUGGACAUGGACACAAGUGGGGGGUCAAACCCUACCGCCUCUACGCCCAUCUCUGGGCCCCCGUGCACCACCCCCAGCCAAGGGACCAACCCGCCUCCUCUUACUCUGCCUGUGGUGUUCAACUCGGCUUACCUCCUCCAGAGCUGCCCCCGAUGUCGGAGGACCACGUCAAGUUCAAGUCUGCCCUCCAGGCUACGGGCCCCAAUGGGAACCACAGCCCUCCUGAACGCUACCGUGGCAGGGAUCAGGGCAGCAGGGCAGGGAAGUGGGGGCAUAGGAGGAAGGUUGGUGCUCAGUCGGAGCGGAUUCUCUCUAGGGAGACUUGGCGGAGGGCGCCAGAACAGCCUGUUUCAUUCAAGAAGCAUGGGAGGAGGACUGGGAGGGAGUAGAGAAGAUGGAGGAGGGAGUUUAGCCCACGUGCCGUUUGGUUGUUUUGCGUGA
This is a messenger RNA of Larimichthys crocea (large yellow croaker), 2416 nucleotides long. Its product is annotated as transmembrane protein 151B. Bases 776 to 2416 code for a protein of 546 amino acids. The transcript is spliced from 7 exons. Lineage: Eukaryota; Metazoa; Chordata; Actinopteri; Sciaenidae. The record is from RefSeq and is a predicted model, not a curated record.